Molecule: messenger RNA, 207 nt
Organism: Histoplasma mississippiense
Lineage: Eukaryota; Fungi; Ascomycota; Eurotiomycetes; Onygenales; Ajellomycetaceae
Exons: 3
Coding region: 1-207 (68 amino acids)
Biological process (GO): respiratory electron transport chain
Cellular component (GO): mitochondrion
Source: RefSeq, a predicted model, not a curated record
AUGACCACCCCCCAGCUGCGGCACCAAGUCAUCCAGAUUUACAAAGAGCUCCUCUUCCUUGGCCGCGAAUACCCUCUCGGCUACCAAUUCUUUCGCGAACGCUUACACCGUGCUUUUGCGAGCCAGGCUCACGUCACUGACGAGGCGAAAAUCGUAGACGGAAUACGGAGGGCGGAGUAUGUGAAGAAAGAAAUUGAGGCAUUGUGA